GGUAGCAACAGACUACAGAGCCUAGCAUUCCACAGCGUACGAAUCUACCUAGCUAUACCGAUCUCAUGGCGUCCAGCUCGAGCGCGCCGAGGAUGCCCGCCGCGGUGUGCGCCGUGCUCAUCCUGCUGCUGCUGUCCGUCGCCGUCCCGUGCUGCGAGGCCGACCUCCUGCAGGUAAUAGUGUCUGGCGGCCGGAGAAUGCUGGCCGGUGGGAGCAAUGCCGCCGCCUUGUCGCGGCAGGUGGAGACGACUGCCGCCAGUAGCACGUGGCGGGCAGCAGCUGGGAGGGCGACGGCGGCCAUGCCGUACUCCGAGUCGAAGAGGUCCAGCCCCGGCGGCCCGGACCCUCAGCACCACUAAUAAUUAAGUAAACUCGCCUUGUA
Messenger RNA from Triticum aestivum (bread wheat), 382 nucleotides. RefSeq lists its product as uncharacterized. Gene Ontology annotation, molecular function: receptor serine/threonine kinase binding. The transcript has a single exon. The coding region runs from base 66 to 359 and encodes 97 amino acids. NCBI's taxonomy places the organism in Eukaryota, Viridiplantae, Streptophyta, Magnoliopsida, Poales, Poaceae. The record is from RefSeq and is a predicted model, not a curated record.